AUGUAUGUGAAGCCACCAAUGGAACACGUAGAUAUUCUGAUUCUAACAAUCUUUCAGAAACCGGACUACCAGACAAUUGCCGAUCGCCUGGGCAUUUCCCGCCACGCGGCGCACCAGCGGUUCUACACACUGCGCAACUACUUCAAAAGCCUCGAUGGCAACAACAACGCAGGUGCUGCAGGAUCUGGUGGUCCCAGCAGCUCUGCCACUCAGCGAACCACCCGAUCCUCCCAGAGUGGCCCUGUCCGAACCACGACGGGGGCUACCGCGGAGAAGGAGUCCGUUGAUCUUACUGGCGAGCAUCAGGAAGGAAGCUCCGUCAAGGAUGACGAUUAUUAUGAUUCCGAUGAAGACGACGAGGAGGAUGAUUAUGAAUACUAA
Penicillium chermesinum is the source of this 381-nucleotide messenger RNA. RefSeq lists its product as uncharacterized. The transcript has a single exon. The record is from RefSeq and is a predicted model, not a curated record. Lineage: Eukaryota; Fungi; Ascomycota; Eurotiomycetes; Eurotiales; Aspergillaceae. Bases 1 to 381 code for a protein of 126 amino acids.